Molecule: messenger RNA, 1195 nt
Organism: Pieris brassicae (large cabbage white)
Lineage: Eukaryota; Metazoa; Arthropoda; Insecta; Lepidoptera; Pieridae
Product: ATP synthase mitochondrial F1 complex assembly factor 2
Exons: 6
Coding region: 204-1028 (274 amino acids)
Biological process (GO): mitochondrial proton-transporting ATP synthase complex assembly
Cellular component (GO): mitochondrion
Source: RefSeq, a predicted model, not a curated record
UAUUAAUUGGAUUUUUGAAAGUUGAAUGUUGAAGUUAGUCUGAGUCGAUUGUCGAAAUAGUAGUCAGUAUAAAUAUCAUUAAAUUGAUCAGUUCAGAUUUGUGAGGAUGAUAUAAUUUUUUUGAAUCAAUGUAAAUAUACUAAAUACAUAUAGAGAUCUUUAAGCAUUAUGUUAUAAAACCUAAUUGAAAGGAAACAUAAAAAAUGCUAUCAUCAAAAUUGCAAAGACAGUUUUUACUUUCAAUUUUUAGUAAGCAAUCGAGGAAUGGAGGCAGAAAUUAUGCAACGACGAAACGGUUUUACAAACGUGCCGAUAUAGUACAAAACGAAAACAAAUGGGAGGUUACCUUAGAUCAUCGGAGGUUAAAAACUCCCAACGGUCUGGUUUUUAAUGUUAAUACAGAAGGCCUAGCUAGAGCAAUCGCUGCAGAGUGGGAUGCACAGCAUGACGACAUCUCUCAACCUUCAAUGCAUCUGACAGCUCUAUGCAACACCGCAUUGGACAAUCCAGGAAAACUCAACAAACAUGACAUAGCUAUCCAUCUACUUGAAUAUAUAGCUACAGAUACUGUCCUCUUCUUCUCUGAUGAGGAAGAAGAGUUAAAACUUCUACAGGAAGAAAAGUGGGGCCCAGUUUUAGAAUGGUUUGAAAAGAGGUUUAAUAUUAAGCAGGAAGUUUCAAGGGAUUUCCAGCCUCCUCCUGUCACUACAGAAACAAAAGCAGUGUUAGCCAGACAUUUUCUUUCAUAUGACUUUCCAGCAUUGAAUGCUAUGAAUUUUGGAAUAGAAGCUUUAAAGUCUCCAAUAUUAAUGUUGGCCUGUGUGGAUAGAUUUUUACAACCGAAGGAAGCUGUAAUGCUAGCGAGAUUAGAAGAAGAAUACCAGCUUCAACGAUGGGGUCGUGUUCCAUGGGCUCAUGAGUUAAACCAAGUAGAACUGACAUCUCGAGUGGCAGCGUCACUUCUUAUCAUACAGAAUUCAACAGAAUUACACACAGAAAAGGCUAAAAAGAAAGCAGAGGAAUCAUGAUAGUGAAUUUGUUUUUAUCAUAGUGACAGUACACCUAGUCGAGAUACACUUAAUAAAAUUUAUUAACAUUUAAUGUUAAUAAGUGCAGAUGCGCCAAGUCCGCAAAAGAUUCAUGUAGAAUAUUUGUAGAAAUCGAUGUAAAAUAAAUAUGUUAUGCGUAAAAGUUU